Babesia microti strain RI is the source of this 216-nucleotide messenger RNA. RefSeq lists its product as hypothetical. The record is from RefSeq and is a predicted model, not a curated record. The coding region runs from base 1 to 216 and encodes 71 amino acids. The transcript has a single exon. NCBI's taxonomy places the organism in Eukaryota, Apicomplexa, Aconoidasida, Piroplasmida, Babesiidae.
AUGACGCGUGCAUCAAUAAAUGUGUUAGUCAAGACGUUGAUAGCACAGAAACUGCAAAAUCUACUUAAAACAACACUACUGAAAACAUUUUUGUUAGCUAUAAGGAUAUUGUUUGAAUUGGUUCUACAGCUAAACACUCGUGAUUGGAAUACUUCAUUAUGGGAGGUUAGACUGGAAGUAACGCUAAAGCGCAGGCUCAUUGACAAUGCCCACUAA